CGCGUCGCGAUUUUGGUAAUAGAUUUGUCAUUUCAAUAUUUUAAAAGAAUACUUAAUAUUGAAUCAUGUUGUUGCUUCCAUAUUUAAAUCAUCGGCAAACUGGAACAAAGCACCUCUCCCAUUUUAGUGCGGAUCACUACAGAUUGAAGUUGGAUAAUGUGCUUUCCAGGUUUGUCUGCUUUGAAAAUGAUGCUAUCACAGUUCAAAGCGAGGAAUCGGAAGUACCACCAUUUGCAUGCCGGUUUAGACGAGAUGCUGCCUCUGAAUUACUUGCCAUAGCUAGUGAAGAAGGAGAUGUUUUAUUAUAUUCUACAAGCUAUGAUUAUGAUUCUAAAUAUUUACACUCAUUUUCAGCACAUAACAAUGCAAUAUUCGACAUUUGUUGGCUACCUGAUAAAUGUCAAAUGCUGACAGCUUCUGGGGAUUAUACUGCAGCACUGUGGGACAUGAAAACAUGCAAUAUGAUUGCAUCAUAUGGAUAUCAUUGUGGAUCUGUCAAAUGUGUGGAUGUGUGCAAUGAACAAAGUGUACUGUUUGCCACUGGCUCUCGAGACGGCAAUAUUAGUAUAUGGGAUUCGCGUGAACAUGGUAUUACAUCUAUGCCUUUAGGUUUUUAUUUUGAAAAACCAGCUAUUUCCAUCAAAGGUGCGCAUAGUCGAACUAGGUCUCCCAUUAGUUCUUGUAAAAAAUCAUCGAAGGAUACAGUUAGCAGCAUUUCUUCUGUUGCUUUCCAAGAUAGUCGGUAUCUUGCAUCAGCUGGAGCUGCUGAUGGUAUUAUAAAGAUGUGGGACUUGAGGAAAACAUAUCUUUUUAAUUCAAAGUUUAUGCCAGCACCUGCUUAUCAGAUAAACUAUUCUGAAUCUAAGUCAGCCCAAGGUUGUACAAGUUUAGCAUUUGAUUCAACCUUCAGAAAAUUAUAUGCGUGUAGCACUAGUGGCAAAAUAUUUCAACUUGAUUGCUAUAAUUAUAGUGACAAUGUUAUAGCAUAUGAAGGGUUUAAUUGCGCUACAUACUUUGUAAAGAUGGCAUUAAGUCCUGAUGAUCAAUACUUAUUAUGUGGCUCAAGUGAUCAUAAAGCUUAUAUUUGGAAGACAUCACAACCUGGACAUCCCAUAUUGGAACUUCCUGGUCAUACAGAAGAAGUCACUUCUGUUGCAUGGAACCCACAUAAUAUCCUUAAGAUUGCAACUUGCGGUGAUGACAACAAAGUUCUGGUUUGGAAAGUUGGUAAUGAAGAAAAUGAGGAAAAGAAAGCACAUGUGUUGUCUUCUUGUACUAAUUAUACUUGCGAUAAACCUCUCAAGUCAUCAAAUCCCAAAGUUUUUUUUGUAGAAAACUCGCCUACAAAUUACACAGAAUUUUCUCAAUCCCAGAAAAAAGUGAAAUCUGUUGAACUAUUAUCCAAAAGAACUCCUAGUACACCCCAAGAUUUGAAAAAGCCUGUGAUGAAGGACAUUACAAGCUUUUUUUCUCCUCUUUCAAGCAAACCAUCUGUGUUAUCUCAUGUAUCGAGCAGAAAUGUUUUCCAUGAUAUAGGUGUAGAAAAUAGUUCUAAAUCAACUCAUUGUUCGAAAUCUCCAUCACUAUCACAUGUAUUAUCUCCUAGCAAGAUAGUGAACAAGGACAACAUUUUACCAAACUUAACUCCUUCAAAUAAUGUUAUUGUGAAUAAGACAGUUGAUGAAAACUUUGCUGGCAGCGCAACCGAGUUAAACACUCAUUUGAAUGACAAAGAAAAUUGCACAAAUCAGGACUAUAGUGAGUUACAUGGUGAUGGCUCAAGUCUGUCUGGCCAAACAAAAAGAAAAUUACAACCCCAUCAAACUACAUCUAAAUGUCGGAAAACAUUGUUAGGCAGUUCAAGCAAGACAAAGGCACAUGGAAAAAAAGCCAAGAAAGAAAAUUUUCCUGUUGUGAAGUCCAUUAAAAAUUAUUUUUUAAGUAUAUAAUAAUAAAUUUGUAAAAAAGAGAGCAGUAUAUUGGAAAGAUAAGAUACAUUCUUUUGAAAUUCUGUAUAUGUAUGCACAUUAUGAUAAUAUUGAAAUUAAACAUUUAUUUUCUAUUAUCAUUAUUUAUGCUAAAGGAUUCAAAACAUGUUAUGUUAGUUAAUGCAACUUGAAUCAAAGACUAUAGCUGUAGUUCCAUUUUCAAGUUUUUACUUCAUUGAUACUGUUAAAUACAACAUAAUGUUCAAUCACGAUUUUGAUCCAUCUAAAAUAUAAUGCCAAAAAACUUACAUUUUUAUAGUUGCAAAAGUAAAAAUACAGCUGUCAAUAUUUUUAGAUUAAGUUUCGUUUUAUGCAUACUUUUAGCACUGCACUGAUUGAAUAGUGCUACACCGUAACUGUGAUACUAUGUGCUCAUUAAUUCUGUGUAUUAUUAUUUUGUGCUUAUCAGCUCGAGAUAUGGCUUUAGUUCUUAAAAUAUGAAAAAUGAAGCAUUUCAAAUAAAUUUAGUUGCUGUUAAUAUUAGUAUUGUUUUAUGAAUUAUAAUCAUUUUAAAGUAAGUAUAUAAAAGUAGUUGGUUAUAAUAAAAUGAUUUUUUUUUAAAUAUGAAGUAGAAUAUUUUCAACUUAAAUUCCUGCUGAUCAAAUACAUGUAUAAUUCCAACAAUUAUUUGUGUCACAGUUUAAGCUAAGUUCAAAGGUUUUUUGGCAAAAAAAAGCUUAAAUUAUGAGGGGGGGGGGGGGGGCUUUAGCAAAAUUGUAAAAUAUUGAAGGUUUGUGAAUAUGCUCACAUAUCUUUCUAAAUAGCUCAAGGUGUUUCGUCUCCAGUUGACAGCUAAAUUCAAAAUUCAGCCAUGACAUGUGUAAAAAAAAUAAAUACAACACAGUAACUUUUUAUUUUAAUUAGAAAUUAUAAUUUUAAAAUGCACACACAUGUCCCCUGCUCCCAAUAAUGCAUUUAUUGGAGGAGGAGGGGCGUAAUUCCCAUUAAGACUAAAUAAUGUUGAACUUAAUAGUAAUUUAAACAACUUAACUCAGAUUUAAAACAAGAUUAGGUUGACUAUUGUCAUGCUUAUUUCUUCUCUUGUAUCAAUUAUUGUUGAAUUUUGAGAAAAGAAACAAAAAUAGCUUUCAUUUUCGUAAUUGAGGUAAUCUUUUCCCUCUUUGCAAAAAAAUGUAACCGUACCCUGAUUUGUGUGCAAGAUUUUCUUUUCAAUAAACAAAGUUUUUUUUUUUUUUUUUUUUUGCAUUUAUCUUAUUGUAAUUACAUGAGAUCUAAUAAUAAAAACCAUAAAAAUCAAGAAUAAAAACUAAAAAGAUAAAACUUGUUUUACAUAAUUACUAUUAUAGGUGCACUUGUGUAGUUUUUGCGGUAAUAUAUUAAAUGUAGAUAGUUUGUAACAACUAUGAUCUUUUUUAUUUCAUUUUUUCUUUUAAUGAUGUUGUGAUUUGAUUUAGUUUUUAAGAUGCAUUGCUGACGAUUGUAGUGUUUACUAUCAUAAAUAAUGACAAUUGCUGUUAUGCUUCAUGCUUCAAUAUUGAAUAUGAUUAGUUAUUAAUCUUUUUUGACUUUUAAUAUAGUUAUGAAUCAUUUAAUACUAUAUUCAAUUUCCUGUUUAAAAUAUUUAAUUAAAAACAACCAACUUUGCUCUUCCCAUAUGUCUUUUCCUGAAGAUAUUCAUACCUGCCAAAUCUACUGUUUUUCACUAGAGCUUUUUUUUUUUUUUUUUGGCUUUUCUUCCAAUUUUCCACUUAGGUACGAUUUCCUUCUCACAUCAAACAUUAUUUGUAAAAUUGUUUGAACUGCUUAUUAUUAAAUAUUCAACUAAAAAGAAAGACAUCUUAAAAUAUUUUUUUGUACAAUUUUGCUGUUUUUUCUAGUCUAAAAUCAGUUUUUCCAGGCAAAAUGUUUUAUAUUGAUUUCUUUUUAAAAAUGGCAUGUAUGGCAGUUAAAAUGUUCCAAUAAAUUAUCAUCAUUAUUAUUUAUGUAAGUGUAAUGAUUUUCCAUGCAUUUUGCACUGAUUGAUGUGCAGCCAGAAAAAUCUGCUGGAGGGGGUUUCUCGAUCAAAACGGUCCUUUCAUAUGUUAAAACCAAUGUCUCUGUAUGGUGUUUUUGCCCCCAAAACCCCCCGUACACAGCGUCACUUGCACUAAGUAAUUUAGUACUAAUUAUAUAUUGUUUAGUUAUUACACAGAUUUAUUAGUACAUAUUCGAUGUAAUUUAAUUUUAAAAUAUUUUUUUUGAUCUACAGAUCAUUGUAUGUUUUGUAGUAAAAAAAUUCUUAUUUUAAAGUUAUUGUAAUAAAUAACGGAGGAAACUUUUGUUAGGGCGAAAUGUAUUCCUGUUAUAUAAAUUUUUUGUUUUGCUGAGAGUCACCUUCAUUAUGCAAAAUUGUUUUAAAGAAUGUUUUCAAAUUUUUUUAAUAAAAUUUUUG
Messenger RNA from Uloborus diversus, 4380 nucleotides. RefSeq names its product denticleless protein homolog (gene l(2)dtl). Bases 66 to 1949 code for a protein of 627 amino acids. Gene Ontology annotation, cellular component: nucleus. The transcript is spliced from 15 exons. Gene Ontology annotation, molecular function: protein binding; protein-macromolecule adaptor activity. The record is from RefSeq and is a predicted model, not a curated record. Lineage: Eukaryota; Metazoa; Arthropoda; Arachnida; Araneae; Uloboridae. Gene Ontology annotation, biological process: proteasome-mediated ubiquitin-dependent protein catabolic process.